CCUCCAUCUGCUUGUGCGUCUCAUUGGCUGCCUGUCCCCCCGCCCCCAGUGCUGGAGAAGGGGCUGCUGAAGGCGCUCACGGUGCUGAACAGUUACCUGAUGGCGCCGCUGCCGGACGAGCUGGAUGAGACGAGUGCCGAGGACGAGACCCGCUCGAGCCGCAAGUUCCUGGACGGGGACGAGCUGACGCUGGCCGACUGCAACCUGCUGCCCAAGCUGCACAUCGUCCAGGUGGUGUGUAAGAAGUAUCGGGGAUUCACCAUCCCAGAGGCGCUGGAGGGGAUCCACCGGUACCUGCGAAAUGCCUACGCCCGCGAGGAAUUCGCCAGCACCUGCCCCGAUGCCGAGGAGAUCGAACUGGCCUAUGAGACGGUGGCCAAGGCCCUGAAAUAGCCCAGGGGGCCGGGGGGCCUCACCCCAGCAUGGGGGCUGCAGAGCCCGGA
Molecule: messenger RNA, 443 nt
Organism: Gopherus evgoodei (Goodes thornscrub tortoise)
Lineage: Eukaryota; Metazoa; Chordata; Testudines; Testudinidae
Product: chloride intracellular channel protein 1-like
Exons: 2
Source: RefSeq, a predicted model, not a curated record